Penicillium maclennaniae is the source of this 2154-nucleotide messenger RNA. RefSeq lists its product as uncharacterized. The record is from RefSeq and is a predicted model, not a curated record. NCBI's taxonomy places the organism in Eukaryota, Fungi, Ascomycota, Eurotiomycetes, Eurotiales, Aspergillaceae. The transcript has 3 exons. The coding region runs from base 1 to 2154 and encodes 717 amino acids. Gene Ontology annotation, cellular component: nucleus. Gene Ontology annotation, molecular function: transcription cis-regulatory region binding; DNA-binding transcription factor activity, RNA polymerase II-specific; zinc ion binding. Gene Ontology annotation, biological process: regulation of DNA-templated transcription.
AUGCCUGCGACGGAGAGGUCGGCUGGCCGCUCGGCGCCCUAUGGCCAAGCGUGUCUAAGCUGCUUCAAGACCAAGUGCAAGUGUAUCCCUCGCCCCGACGGCAAUGGAUGUGAAAGAUGCCACCGUCUAAAGCGCCCAUGCCAUUCCACCGAUGCGGUACGUCGUCGCGGCGAUAAAAAGCAAAGCCCGUCGGAGGCCCGAAUCGCAAAGCUUGAGGGCACACUCGGUCAGCUAGUCUCGCUGCUCCAGGCAGGCAGCGUCAAUAUGGAGAUCAUGGGCAACGUCGAUGACGACAGAGCGAAUGUAUGGUCGCAGCAGCAGCAACUGUCACCAGCGCAACAAAGUCACCAUCUACACCAACAAGCGCAGCGAAAAACUCAACAGCCACCUUGUCUCAUCUCCCAAAGCCAGGAUGUGGUCGUGGAAAGGACCGAAAGGAGCAGCACUACGGAGAAAUCGCGUGCCACUUCUAUUGAUGAAGACCACGAUGAUACCGAUGCCGACACCGUCAGUGCCUCUGCGUCUUGGUUGGGAGGGAACAAUACGAACGGGCUUGGAGCCGACGAGAUUUUUCUCACUACUCCCCCGUCCUCGACCGCGUCUGGUGCGUUGAUGUCACCUAUAUCUUCGUCAUCUGCAUCGACCUCUCUUGACACGUUCCGCUUGCGUAUGCUGCAUCACUUCCCUUUUGUGUAUUUGCCUACCCACCUCACAGCUGAACAGCUGCGGCUAGAUCGGCCAUUCUUGUUCCGCGCCAUCUUGUGCGUGACGUCGGCAUCAGAUGAGGACAAGAGGGCAAGUUCCCUCGAACUGAAGCGUGUGCUCUGCGAGACGGUAUUCCUUCAACGGUCGCUGCAGCCGGACAGGCAGGAGUCGCCACAGCGAACUGUCGAUCUGUUACUAGGUCUCCUUGUUUACGUUGCCUGGGGCUGGGAGCACUUACUCAGCCGUCGCAGUCUGUCUCGACUCAUGGCUGUUGCUAUAUCGUUGGUUGGGGAGUUGCAUGUUCAGAGCCAGGCGGUACCAGUGACAACGCGCAUAAUAAGCCAACUUGAACCAAAAAACGGCUCUGAAGAUAUGUACGGCAGCGCGACGGCAACUACGGCUAUGCCAAAAGCUGUUGAAGUGACUAACACACACUUGUACCUCGAGCGCCAGCGAGCCAUUUUAGGCUACUUUGUGCUUGGGUCAGCUGUUUCGGCCCAUUUCUCACAAAUUGAUGCGCCUAGGUGGAUACCUCAGAUGGACAAGAGCCUUGCGGCCAUUGUAGCGAACACCGAUAGCACGGGUGCGGAGUGUCCGUCUGAUGCGUCCCUGGCAAUUCAAGUCCGCCUGCAGCUGCUUGCCAUGAAGGCUGCCCAGGUCCGGGAGCGAGCCCAACUCCCUGACCAGCCCCCACCAGAAACCCUUUCACCCCAAGCUCUCUUGUACAUCAAGGCGCUGAUGGGGCAGCUGCAAGACCUUAGAGCGUCUAUUCCUCCGGCUUUCCAGCGGCACUUUGCACUCCUCGCCCAGACAUACUACACGGAAAUGUGUAUCAUCGAGACUAUUCACAUUCAGGACUCUGUCUGCUCGCCACCGCCGACGUGCGGGCCUACGCGCGUCUCCUGCUUUUGGCAGGCGGCGCUGGCGAUCAAGUCAUGUGUAUCAACCUUUCUUACUCUCUCACCGUCGGGGCUAGUUGGCGUUUCGUUCAUCCAGUGGGCCCAGCUGGCCAGGUGUGUGGCCACCCUGCAGCAACUUAGCACGGUCCAAGAGCCUGGCUGGGAUCCAGUCACCGUAAGCAAGCUCGUCGAUUUGCCCGUUUUGCUUUCCUGUACGGCGGACAAGCUAGAGCUCGCUGCUGCUGAAGCUGGCCAGCAACCGGGAUCAGCCGACGGUGUGUUCACCCAGCUGGCACGUGGCCUACGCACGUUUCAGUCGGCAUAUCACGGUAGAGGACUGUUGACUGAACAGGAAGAGGCACAGAGCACAAAAGAAGCGGUUGCUAGCGCAAAGGGCCCAGCGGAUGCAGAUAAGGCUUCAGUCGCGACUACCGAAAUGAGUUCCUAUGCGUUGCCGCAUAGCCAACAGGCAGAAUAUCUGAUGAGUCCCACAUUAUGGCUGGACCAAUUCUUUCUUGACGAUGAAGACCAGUCGUUAUCUGGCCUCUAG